Messenger RNA from Coregonus sp. 'balchen', 6902 nucleotides. NCBI's taxonomy places the organism in Eukaryota, Metazoa, Chordata, Actinopteri, Salmoniformes, Salmonidae. The record is from the annotation of a GenBank genome assembly.
GGGCAUAAUGGAUCAAGUCUGAGCUCAGAGAUGAGGAACGGCCUCAUCUCAUCUCAUGUCUGACUGUCUGUGUGUCUGUCAUGUGUCACUGAUAGUCAAACAAUAGUUACAUUGUGCGUGUGUGUUGCCUAACACCCCCCCCCCCCCCCCCCCCCCUCUCUCUCUCUUUCUCUUUCUGUGUAACAGAAGGAUGAGGUGUAUCUGAACCUGGUACUGGACUAUGUUCCUGAGACAGUCUACAGAGUGGCCAGACACUACAGCCGAGCCAAACAGACCCUGCCCAUGGUCUAUGUCAAGGUGUGUGUGUGCAUUGUGUUUCCAUCAUGUGUGUCCUCAUCCUCUGCUCUCCAUUUCUAAUGUAUGCAUGUCCUCCUGUGUUUGUGUUGUAGUUAUAUAUGUACCAGUUGUUCAGGAGUCUGGCCUAUAUCCACUCGUUUGGGAUCUGCCAUCGGGACAUCAAACCCCAGAACCUGCUGCUGGACCCCGAGACGGCCGUGCUCAAACUCUGUGACUUCGGCAGGUCAGUUUAAACUAUGUGAAAGAAUCUGCAGUUCUCAUUUGCUUUGCUUUGAUGAUGAUGAUGAUGAUGAUGAUGAUGACAAUGAUGUUAAUGAAAAUGAAAAUGACUAUGAUAUUGAUGAUGAUGUGAAUGAUGACGAGGACGGUGAACAUGGUGAUGAUGAUAUGAAUGAUGAAGAGGACGGUGAACAUGGUGAUGAUAUUGAUGAUGAUAUGACUGAUGACGAGGACGGUGAACAUGGUGAUGAUGAUAUGAAUGAUGACGAGGACCGUGAACAUGGGGAUGAUGAUAUGAAUGAUGAAGAGGACGGUGAACAUGGUGAUGAUAUUGAUGAUGAUAUGACUGAUGACGAGGACGGUGAAGAUGGUGAUGAUAUGAAUGAUGACGAGGACGGUGAACAUGGUGAUGAUAUUGAUGAUGAUAUGACUGAUGACGAGGACGGUGAACAUGGUGAUAAUAUUGACGAGGACAGUGAAGAUGGUGAUGAUAUUGAUGAUGAUAUGACGAGGACGGUGAAGAUGGUGAUGAUAUGAAUGAUGACGAGGACGGUGAACAUGGUGAUGAUAUUGAUGAUGAUAUGAAUGAUGACGAGGACGGUGAACAUGGUGAUAAUAUUGACGAGGACAGUGAAGAUGGUGAUGAUAUUGAUGAUGAUAUGACUGAUGACGAGGACGGUGAACAUGGUGAUGAUAUGAAUGAUGACGAGGACGGUGAACAUGGUGAUGAUAUUGAUGAUGAUAUGAAUGAUGACGAGGACGGUGAAAAUGGUGAUGAUAUUGACGAGGACAGUGAAGAUGGUGAUGAUAUUGAUGAUGAUAUGACUGAUGACGAGGACGGUGAAGAUGGUGAUGAUAUGAAUGAUGACGAGGACGGUGAACAUGGUGAUGAUAUUGAUGAUUAUAUGAAUGAUGACGAGGACGGUGGACAUGGUGAUGAUAUUGUUUCGAGGACAGUGAAGAUGGUGAUGAUAUUGAUGAUAUGACUGAUGACGAGGACGGUGAACAUGGUGAUGAUAUUGAUGAUUAUAUGACUGAUGACGAGGACGGUGAACAUGGUGAUGAUAUUGACGAGGACAGUGAAGAUGGUGAGGAUAUUGAUGAUGAUGUGAAUGAUGACGAGGACGGUGAACAUGGUGAUGACUAUGGUGAUGACGAUGAUGAAUUGUGUGUGACUGACAGUGUGUUGUGCUGAUGUUGUGUCUCCAGUGCUAAGCAACUGGUACGCGGAGAGCCCAACGUGUCCUACAUCUGCUCUCGCUACUACAGAGCCCCCGAGCUUAUAUUUGGUGCCACCGACUACACCUCCAGCAUAGGUAGGCUAACAGCUAACUGCUAAACCCCCAUUUAAAUUCAUAUACACCCUAGCAUGGAUAGGCUAACUGCUAAAUGUUAACCCUGUUUAAAGUCAAAUUACACCUCUAGAGCAGGUAUACUAAUCACGACAUCUUCCUGUUUUUGCUCCGCCCCCUCUACAGAUGUGUGGUCAGCUGGUUGUGUGCUAGCAGAGCUGUUGCUAGGGCAACCAAUCUUCCCCGGCGACAGUGGAGUGGAUCAGCUGGUGGAGAUCAUCAAGGUACUGAUACCUGCCUGUCAGUUCUAGUGUCUGCCACCCAAUUCUCUCUAUUUCAUCAGAUGAAAGUUGUCUCUCUCCCUCCCUCUCUCUCUCUCUUGGUUGUUCUCAAUUGUUCCUCUCUUCACGGCUCAUGCUCUAUCCUCUGUCUGUCAUCUUCUCUCCCUCCCUUGUCUCUUCCUCCCGUCUCCCCCUCACCCUCUUUUCCUCUCCUGUCUCUGUGCUGUAGGUUCUGGGGACCCCUACACGAGAGCAGAUCCGAGAGAUGAACCCCAACUACACUGAGUUCAAGUUCCCCCAGAUUAAGGCACACGCAUGGACAAAGGUGAGUCAACAGGUACAGGAACUCUUUUACUACUCCACAAUCCACCCCUCCCCUAGUAUCAUCUUUCUGUGCUCACCUCGCCAGCCUGCCAGGCAUUCAUCUCUGCCAUCCCAUUUGAUCUGUAUCGCCCAAUUAUGAAAAUCAACACCUAGCCCCUUUCACCAAGGAACUUCAUGAUGGGCCCCACCUAGAUCUGUAAGGAUUUGAUAGGUGUAAGCAAUAUGGUAACAGCUCCAUCUAGCCCCACUAGCCUACUGGUAGGCUAGCUGGGGUUUCUACCAUAUUGCUUACAGCCAUCAGGUUCUUUCUAAUCUGCAAGGGCACAUGAAGAAGUCAUCAGGGCCUGGUUUCCCAAAAGCAUCUUAAGGCUAAUUUCAUCGUUAGAACCUUCGUAGAAUCAUGGUUAAAUCUCAGAGCCGUUUCCCAAAACCAUCGUUAUUAACAUUGCUCUUGAAAACGCUCGUAAUCUAACGCCUGCCUCAGACCACUCGUAGAACAGCUAAGUGCGUUGUUAGAUGCUUUUUUCCCCCUCCCAUGUCACUUUAUAUACAGAAGAUCUUCACUAAAUGUAGAAUCACAUGGUUUAUCGUCUCUCUAUGACCGCCGAUAACUUCAGAACAAAGUUGAUUACAAGUACGAAGUUGUCCAAUGUCUUUGCAAUUGAUACAAACAAGCAACGUACAGUUGAAGUCGGAAGUUUACAUACACUUAGGUUGGAGUCAUUAAAACACGUUUUUCAACCACUCCACACAUUUCUUGUUAACAAACUAUAGUUUUGGCAAGUCGGUAAGGACAUCUACUUUGUGCAUGACACAAGUAAUUUUUCCAACAAUUGUUUACAGACAGAUUAUUUCACUUAUAAUUCACUGUAUCACAAUUCCAGUGGAUCAGAAGUUGACUGUGCCUUCAAACAGCUUGGAAAAUUCCAGAAAAUAAUUGACAUCAUUUGAGUCAAUUGGAGGUGUACCUGUGGAUGUAUUUCAAGGCCUACCUUCAAACUCAGUGCCUCUUUGCUUGACAUCAUGGGAAAAUCAAAAGAAAUAAGACCUCCACAAGUCUGGUUCAUCCUUGGGAGCAAUUUCCAAACGCCUGAAGGUACCACGUUCAUCUGUACAAACAAUAGUACGCAAGUAUAAACACCAUGGGACCACGCAGCCAUCAUACCGCUCAGGAAGGAGACGCGUUCUGUCUCCUAGAGAUGAACAUACUGCAAAUCAAUCCCAGAACAACAGCAAAGGACCUUGUGAAGAUGCUGGAGGAAACAGGUACAAAGUAUCUAUAUCCACAGUAAAACGAGUCCUAUAUCAACAUAACCUGAAAGGCUGCUCAGCAAGGAUGAAGCCACUUCUCCAAAAUCGCCAUAAGAAUCAUCAUUUAGCAGACGCUCUUAUCCAGAGUGACUUACAGUUAGUGCAUACAUCUUUUUUUUUUUUCAUACUGCUGUGGGGGUGCUUUGCUGCAGGAGGGACUGGUGCACUUCACAAAAUAGAUGGCAUCAUGAGGAAGGAAAAUUAUGUGGAUACUUUGAAGCAACAUCUCAAGACAUCAGUCAGGAAGUUAAAGCUUGGUCGCAAAUGGGUCUUCCAAAUGGACAAUGACCCCAAGCAUACUUCCAAAGUUGUGGCAACAUGGCUUAAGGACAACAAAGUCAAGGUAUUGGAGUGGCCAUCACAAAGCCCUGACCUCAAUCCUAUAGAAAAUGUGUGGGCAGAACUGAAAAAGUGUGUGCCAGCAAGGAGGCCUACAAACCUGACUCAGUUACACCAGCUCUGUCAGGAGGAAUGGGCCAAAAUUCACCCAAUUUAUUGUGGGAAGCUUGUGGAAGGCUACCCGAAACGUUUGACCCAAGUUAAACAAUUUAAAGGCAAUGCUACCAAAUACUAAUUGAGUGUAUGUAAACUUCUGACCCACUGGGAAUGUGAUGAAAGAAAUAAAAGCUGAAAUAGAUCAUUCUCUCUACUAUUAUUCUGACAUUUCACAUUCUUAAAAUAAAGUGGUGAUCCUAACUGACCUAAGACGGGGCAUUUUUACUAGGAUUAAAUGUCAGGAAUUGUGAAAAACUGAGUUUUAAUGUAUUUGGCUAAGGUGUAUGUAAACUUCCGACUUCAACUGUAUAAAAAGAAAUUAAAACUGAGAUGACUGCAUUAAAAUAUAAACAGUAGGCUAUAGGCCUAUUUCAAUCAUAUUGAAAUACAGUACAUUUAAUGCUCAAUCAAUUGAUUGCUACUUGUAAGCUACUGUCUGUAAUUUGUCUUAAUAUAUUUCAUGAUAUGUAGCCUAAGGUGCGCAAUGAUGUGCCGAUUUGGUGCAUUUUUAUUGGGUUAGCAUUAGAAUAAGCUGUCUUCAAUUUGCAGCCGUAGGUGGUAAUAUCUCUCUAGGGACUGAAUUGUCGUCAGUAUUGUGAAAUAAUUAUAAUGUUAAGGAAUGAUUUGAAUGGAGAAAGCUGAUCCGAGAGCAGCGCUCCCUUUCUUUCGAUCCUACAGUAUCGACACAUGCUCCAGCAAUGCACUUAGCGACCGUUCUCUCUGCGUGGUGUUUUGGGAAACGCAUGUUACAUCUUUGUCCGUUGUAGGAAAGAUGGAUCAUUAAAAUACUCGUAGGCCUAAGUUCCAUUGCUAUCGGGAAAACGGGCCCUGGUCAUGUCAGUGAUAACCUCAAGGAAGGGAGAUAGGAAAGUGGACAUUGUCACAUUAUUUGAACAGGGCCCAAGGCCCUGCCCACUGCUCCAGCAUUGGAUAACCCCUUUUUUCUAUAAUAAGCAGGCAGUGUUGUAGAGCAGGUCCUCGUGGCGGCUCCCCAGACUUCACUUUGUGGUUGUUCUCUAGUACUGUAUUCCCCCUAGCCACCCAGUCUCUGUGCUGAUCUAGAGUCUCCUACCCUGCUGCUGAAGGGCUGGGCCCUUUACACUUGAACUGGACAAAUACAAAGGACAAUUUUUGGACAAACUAUUUUUAUAUAAUUUAUCCAAGCAUAAUAACCCCAAUAGUUAAGUUUAUACUAUAUUUAUGUGUACCACCCUCACCUUUCUGAUGACCUCAGUCAGUUAAGUUAGGUAAUAUAUGUAACAUAGGAAGUAGUAAUUACAUUAUCUUUCCAUUUCAUAUCAAUAAGCAGACACUGAUAAAUGAAUAACCGAAAUCCAUAGGCUUUACACCCCUCUCACACCUGCUAUCAUGACAACAUACAUCUUUGUGUGCAUGAUACUAGUUUUAAAUUGAUUGGUUAACUGAUUCCAGUCUUGUCUUUGUGAUUGGCUCCUUGACUCUUGUCCUUGCGUGUGAUUGGUUGCUAGGUAUUCCGGCCACGUACGCCCCCGGAGGCCAUUGCCCUGUGCUCUCGGCUGCUGGAGUACACGCCCACCUCGCGCUUCACCCCCCUGGAGGCGUGUGCACACUCCUUCUUCGACGAGCUGAGGGACCCCAAUGUCAAGCUGCCCAACGGUCGGGAAAAACCCUCCCUCUUCAACUUCACCACCCAGGGUACUGCACUCUGUCUGUCUGUCUGUCAGUCUGUCUUUUUGCCUCUUUCAUCCCAGUUUCAUCGGUAGUACAGAGAGACUUGUUUUAGUGUUUGAAUUGACUGAAAGACAUAGUUACUUCUCCUUUAUGCAUAAUGAUGUGGUCUCUCUCUGUCAGUCUCUGUAUUAAAGCUACUUGCUGUAAUCUGUGUGUGUCACCUGUGCUUGAGGUGUGUUUUGAUGUGUUUACCUGUGGUGUGUGUAAUCUGCUGUAAUCUGGUGUAUCCUGUCUCUCUCACAGAGCUGUCCAGUAAUCCCUCGCUGGCCAACAUCCUAAUCCCUGCCCACUACCGCACUCAGGCCGCCACCUCCACUCCAACCAACGCCUCUGCCUCCACAGGUCAGACCCACACGUCAUCAUUCCUCCAUCCCUCUCCAUCUUCCGUUUAUUUUCUCUCUCUCUUGUCUCUCUCGCUCUCUCUCAGGAAAAUGUCUUAUUAAAACACCUGUUUACUCAUUGAUAAACAUAUGAAUGGAUGUGUAAAUUAGUGAACAAUGUCUCUCUUCUCCUGUUCUCUUCUCCAGAUGGUAACAGCACAGAUCGCAGCCCCACCAUUACUGCCUCGGCCUCGGCCUCCAACUCCACCUCCUGAACCCCCCUCUCUGAACCCCCCAACCACCACCUUCCCCAUCGCCCCAGCCAGGGGUGAUGCCAGUGGAGGCAUGAUGACAUGGCAGGGUUUAAAACGGAUGACAACUACAACAACAACUCCAAGUCACCCAUCUAGGUGUUUGAUUUCUGCAACCUACUCCACUGAGGAUGUCUUUAUUGUCUGUUAGAAGGAAGGAGUGGUGGGGGGCAGGGGGAGGCUGAUGAAAUAUAAGAGUAUUCAUAUAUAAACGUGCCCUAUAUACACAAUUCUAGCCUGCUAAUGUUUCCAUGAGGACAAUUCUAUGUAUCAAAGUAAUUAGCUGACCCCACAACCACCUCCUCUUCUCUGUCCACAAUGAAGCCCCCCCCCCCCUCCUAC